AUGACUCUUCAGGAACUUGUGAAUCAGGCAGCUGACCUGUACUCUAAUAGAAAAGCAGUAUGGUUUGAUGAAUGCAAUAACAAACCUCCAACUUCCUACACCUAUGCGACAGUGGUUAAGCUUGCCGUGGAAUUAACAGCUUUCCUUCAGAAGCACUGUGGUCAGCAAGGAAAAUGUGAAAUAGGCCUUUACUGCUAUCCAGGAAUAAACUUACCGUCGUGGAUCUUAGGAAUCCUUCAAGUUCCAGCUGCCUAUUCUCCUGUUGAUCCAGAUGCACCACCAAUGCUAUCCACAUACUUCAUGAAGAAAAGCAAUCUUCAGUAUAUUCUUGUUGAGAAUGACAAAAUAAAUAAAUUCCAGACGUCCCACGUUGGUUGGUUUUACCACAAUUCUUCCACAAUAGAACAUAUUGGUUUAACUCUCUUCCAAAUGAGCUUGAGUAAUGCUGAUUUAAAUUCACAAGUAGAUGAUGUGCAAAGUAAAUAUGAGCUUUCCAAAGCUAUGGGUAACUCGCAGCCAGGAUAUACUAUUUGCCCAGAACAAACCAAAGUGAAAACGUCAGAAGGAGGAUACAUGGAUGUUGGCCAGAAGUGUUCUUUAGCAUACGUCCUGCAUACAUCUGGAACUACAGGGAUACCCAAAAUAGUCAGAGUGCCUCAUAAAUGCAUAGUGCCAAAUAUUCAGCAUCUUAAAUCCAUAUUUGAGAUCACACAGAAUGAUAUACUGUUCCUUGCUUCUCCUCUAACAUUUGACCCAUCCGUGGUUGAAUUAUUCAUUUCUCUGACAAGCGGAGCCUCUAUACUUAUAGUACCAAACACUAUUAAAAUGAUGCCUGUGGAGCUGGCUGCUGCUCUAUUUCAUCAUCACUGUGUGACAGUGUUGCAGGCAACACCAACACUUCUCAGGAGGUUUGGAGCUCACAUUAUUAAAUCAACAGUGUUGUCUGCAAAUACUUCACUCCGUGUCUUAGCCCUUGGUGGUGAAGCAUUUCCUGUACUGAAUCUCUUGAAAAGUUGGAAGCACAAGGAGAAUAAAACAAGUAUUUUUAAUCUAUAUGGUAUUACUGAAGUGUCAAGCUGGGCCACUUGCUACAAGAUUCCUGAAGAGGUUUUUAGUCCUGAUUUUAGAACUGAAUUCCCUAUACCUUUGGGAUCACCGCUCCUUGGAACAAAAGUUGAGGUCAGAGAUACCAACGGUUCUGCAGUUCUAGAAGGCGAGGGACAAAUAUUUAUAGGUGGUGAAGAACGCAUCUGCUUUCUGGAUGAUGAAAUAACUGUACCUGAGGGUACAAUGAGAGAAACAGGGGAUUUUGCAAGAGUGCAGAACGCAAAGUUGUUCUUCCUGGGUCGGAAAGACAAUCAGAUUAAACGUCAUGGCAAACGUUUUAAUGUUGAAUGUUUGCAGCAGGCUGCAGAAGAUCUUUGUCAGGUAGAAGCUUGUGCAGUUACCUGGUAUCAGCAGGAAAAACUUAUCCUGUUUGUUGUACCCAGAGAUGAUAUAGAAGAGAGAGAAACACUUCAAGAACUCCAGAGACAUCUGCCAGCUCAUGCAGUCCCUGAUGAGCUUUUACUGAUUAAAGCUUUGCCUUUAACAUCACAUGGCAAAGUUGAUAAAUCUGAAUUGAACAAGAUUUACCAGAAUCAUCUAAACUCCAGAAGGCGUGACAGUGAGCUGAGUGGCGCUGAGGAAUUGUGGGAAAGAUUGCAGUAUUUAUGGAAGUCUGUUUUGGGUCUCCUGGGUGAUUCCACAGAAGUUUCUAAAGAUGCAGUAUUUCUGUACAGUGGUGGAGACUCCUUAAAGGCUCUGCGAUUUUCUGAUGAAAUUGAGAUGCUAGUAGGCAAAGCUGUGCCUGGACUCCUUGAAGUUAUUCUCAGUCACUCAAUUGAAGAGGUCUAUAGACAUGUUCUUAAAAUUCUGUUUCCAAAUGAAGACCAAUUAAUGAAUCGUGACAAUGUUCUGAAAAGAAAACAAAGUGGGAACAGUGGAGAGGACUUCCAGGGAAAAUACAUUAAACUGGAAUCUGAAACAGGUCUUGAGGUUGCUUCAGGGUUAAUUUCAUUUAUCGCGCUAAGCAGAGGAAAUCAUUUUUUCCCCAUAAAUUUCACCAAGUCUUUUAUGCAACCAAAUAAUACAGUACAGGUAGGAGUGGAACUGCUACAGCAACCAUCCUUUCUGCCUUUGAUGAGUCCAAGUGUAACAAAAAGCCACACACAAGGGUAUGAACUGGAGAAUGGAAUUUUAACAGAUACGAGCAAGGCAAAUGAAACCAACUAUUGCUCUGUACAGCAGAUCCAUGCAGAAUGUAGUCAUGUAGCAACAGCAGAGUUGGCAUUAUGCAUAAGGUGGAAGUCGAAUACAAGAAAAUGUGUUGAUGCAUCACCACUGGUUAUAAUACCAUCUAAAGAAGAAGUAUCUGCAUCUGUAUAUGUUGGCUCUCACUCUCAUGCAAUCCAGGCAAUUGAUCUAGAUUUGGGAGAAAUAAAAUGGGAGAAGAACCUUGGAGAUCGUAUUGAAUCUUCUGCCUGCAUAUCUAAGUGUGGAAAUUUCAUUGUUGUUGGUUGUUAUGAUGGCUUAGUGUAUGUGCUUCAAACCAGUGAUGGAGAAAUACACUGGACUUUUGUCACAGAAGAUACUGUGAAAAGUUCUGCAGUUGUAGACCCUUUCAAUGGACUAGUCUACAUAGGAUCACAUGACCAACAUGUGUAUGCUUUGGAUAUUUAUAAAAAAUCAUGUAUAUGGAAGCUGCAUUGUGAAGGUGGAGCUGUGUUUUCAUCUCCUUGUCUAAGUUCUUUCCCACAUCAUCUUUAUGUUGCUACACUAGGAGGACUAUUGCUGGCUGUAAAUCCAGUGAUGGGAAAUAAGAUUUGGAAAAGCUUCCUGGGAAAACCACUCUUCUCCUCUCCUCAUUGCAAUGAGAAGUAUGUUUGCAUUGGCUGUGUGGAUGGAAACUUGCAUUGUCACACUCAUUCUGGAGAAAAGGUUUGGCAGUUUUCCACUAAUGGACCAGUGUUUUCAUCUCCGUGUAUCUCCAGUUUAACUGAGCAAGAAAUAUUUUUUGGCUCCCAUGAUGGCUUUAUCUACUGUUGUAACAUGGAGGGUAAUUUACUGUGGAAAUUUGAAGCCACUUCAAGUGUAUAUGGAACACCAUUUGUUUUCCAAAGUGAUGAGUUAAAGAACAAAAUUCUUUUGGCAGCAGUAUCUACAGAUGGCAAAGUGUGGAUCCUGAAUGCCAAGAGUGGAACAGCAGAAGGAGUAGAUAAGCUUCCAGGAGAGGUCUUCUCUUCCCCUGUAGUAUGGGGAACAAAGCUUGUUGUGGGCUGCAGAAAUGAUUAUGUUUAUUGCCUAGAUUUGUAUGUAACAGGAAAAAAACAUUUAAGAUGUUAG
This is a messenger RNA of Chaetura pelagica (chimney swift), 3384 nucleotides long. RefSeq names its product aminoadipate-semialdehyde dehydrogenase (gene AASDH). The transcript has 14 exons. Gene Ontology annotation, biological process: amino acid activation for nonribosomal peptide biosynthetic process. NCBI's taxonomy places the organism in Eukaryota, Metazoa, Chordata, Aves, Apodiformes, Apodidae. Gene Ontology annotation, molecular function: protein binding. The record is from RefSeq and is a predicted model, not a curated record. Bases 1 to 3384 code for a protein of 1127 amino acids.